Messenger RNA from Cannabis sativa, 1735 nucleotides. Its product is annotated as cytochrome P450 714C2. The record is from RefSeq and is a predicted model, not a curated record. Gene Ontology annotation, molecular function: iron ion binding; monooxygenase activity; heme binding. The coding region runs from base 74 to 1669 and encodes 531 amino acids. Lineage: Eukaryota; Viridiplantae; Streptophyta; Magnoliopsida; Rosales; Cannabaceae. The transcript is spliced from 5 exons.
UCUAGCUUUCAAGUUAUAUAUCAUAAUAUACAUAUAUCAAUUAUAUAUUGCAGUAAUAAAUUUAGAAAUUAUUAUGGGCCAGUUUGAUGAGUACUCAAACAUAUUUAUGUGUGUGGCUCUAAUGGGAAUGAUAAGCCUUUUGGUUCGUUUAUACAAGUCAUUAGUGGCCAAUCCACGGAGGCUUCGUUCUCUGAUGACGAAGCAAGGCCUCACCGGACCACCACCCUCUUUUCUUCUUGGAAAUAUUAUGGAGAUAAAGAAUUCUAAGUCCGCCGCGUCUCGCCUUUCUGCCGCCCUCUCGGCCGGAGAAUCUCCUCUCCAACACAACUGUGCUAACAUUCUCUUUCCUUUCUUUGAGAAAUGGAGAAAGCAAUACGGUGAAGUAUUUAUAUUUUCACUUGGGAACACACAAAUAUUAUACGUGAAUGAGGCAGAUAUGGUGAGGGAGAUCACCACAUGCACAUCCUUGGACUUAGGGAAGCCAUUGUAUCAAGCCAAGGAGCGAGGUGCUCUGCUCGGUCAGGGAAUUCUCACUUCAAACGGUGCCGUUUGGGCCCACCAGAGAAAAGUCCUUGCUCCUCAACUUUACAUGGACAAAGUCAAAGGAAUGGUGAGUUUGAUUACGGAAUGUGCCACGUGUCUUGUGGACACGUGGAAGAAUAUGGUUGGAGGAAGUAGUGCGGAAAUAAAGAUUGAUUGGUACAUGAGAAGGUUCUCUGGAGAUGUUAUAUCGAAAGCCUGCUUUGGAAGCAAUUAUGGUAAAGGAGAAGAGAUUUUUCAAAAGCUUCGAUCCAUCCAAGAGUCUUUGUCCAAGAAAAUGUUCUUAACUGGUGUUCCUGGCAUGAGAUAUGUACCAACAAAGAGUAACAGAGAAGUGUGGGGUUUAGAGGCAGAGGUGGGAAGACUGAUAAUUGAAGUAGUGAAGGAGAGAAAGAAAGUUGGGUUAUUUGGGUACGAGAAAGAUUUGCUUCAAAUGGUUAUGGAAGGAGCAGAGAAUAGUAAUAAGCAGGUUAUUGGGGAAGGAGAAGAGGCCAGAGAGCGUUUCAUAGUAGAUAAUUGUAAGAACAUUUACUUGGCUGGCUACGAAACCACUGCUGUUUCUGCCACGUGGUGUCUCAUGCUCUUGGCUGCCAAUCAAGAUUGGCAACAUCGUGUUCGACAAGAGCUUCUUCACCAUCUCUCCCAAACUCACACUCACACUCACACUCCUAUUAAUUAUCACAUGCUUCGCAACCUCAAACAGCUAACAAUGGUGAUUAACGAAGCACUGAGGCUUUAUCCACCUGUGACGGUGGUGUCAAGAGAGGCCUUCAAGGACAUGAAGUUCGGAGACAUUAACGUACCCAAGGGCGUGAACGUGUGGAUCAUGGUGCUCACCCUACACACCGACCCCGAAAUAUGGGGCCCCGAUUCCUACAAGUUCAACCCGAAUAGAUUCGCCAACGGCAUCACUGGCGCGUGCAAGCUACCUCAUCUCUACAUGCCCUUUGGGAUGGGCCCCCGGGUGUGCCUAGGCCAGAACUUGGCCAUGGUCGAGCUCAAGUUGCUUCUUGCUUUUCUCCUGUCCAACUUCUCCUUUGCCCUCUCUCCCGCGUACCGCCACGCGCCGACUCUUAGAUUGGUAGUAGAGCCGGAGCACGGCGUUGAUCUUUUGGUCACCAAGUUGUAGGAUUAAUUUAUGUAUGGUAUGUUGUAACUUAAUAGUUUUGUGGAAUAAAAUUAAGAUAUGUUGACU